AUGGAAGAUGAAGCCAAGUCAAUAGAAGGAAUAUACGACCAAAAGAUUAAGUGUUUGUGCAGUUUCCCAUUCAACGUUUGUUCUGCCUACCGUCUCAGAAACAGAGCUGAAGCAGCACUUGCCACAAUCAGAGAGCUCAAACAAAGUGUAGAGUUCACUAAGCUCGCAGAUAACCUGAAUCUUACCCGCUCCAUCAAGAUGCCAACCACCAAAACUAUCGGCAUGGACAAGGUCUUCGAGGAGCUUCUACGCCAUGCCAAAGAUGAUAGUUUGAGUGUGAUUGGCAUCCACGGAAUGGGUGGUGUGGGCAAGACAGCACUCUUGAGAAGAUUCAACAAUGAUUUCCCGAGUGAAACAGAGGCAGACGUGGAGCCCCUAAAUUAUCAGGUUGUUGGAAUUCCACUUCCUGCGCCUCCAUCGAAGUGCAAGAUCAUAUUCACAACCCGAACAGAAGACACUUGCAGCCACAUGGGCACAGAAAAGAUGAUUAAAAUGGAAUGCUUAGAACAGGAGGAAGCCUGGAAUCUCUUCAGAAAUAGUGCAAGGAUGGAUGUCAUUGACGCCGACAAGAAUAUACGGAUCAAGGCUAGAGAUUUAGUCAAGGAAUGUGGCGGCUUGCCUGCAGCUCUCAUUGUGCUGGCACAAGCAAUGGCGCCUAAAAAGACGUGGGAAGAGUGGAUGCACGCCUUGACCAUCAUGAAGGACGCACCACACCAACUUCCUGGUAUGACAAAUAAUGUUUUUUCUAUCCUGAAACUAAGCUAUGAUCGUCUAUCCAGUGACAACUUGCGAGUUUGCGCCUCUUAUGGUGCAUUAUUCAAAAAAGGAUCUUGGAUGGGCAAAUAUAAUAUUAGGAAUUUAUGGAUAGGUGAAGGGAUUAUUGAUAAUGCCGAGAAUAUAUGGGAUUGUACCAGGAAGACACAAUUUCUGCUUGGCAUACUACAUGCAACAUCUUUAACAGAAAGAGUUCAUGAUGACUACUUCACGAUCCAUCCCAUGACCCGAGCCAUGAUAUUGUGGGUGCAACGUGAGUGCGGGAAGAAGGAGAACAAAUGGUUGGUGCGGGAUAGGGAGCGGAUCGAAGAAGCACCGACAGCUGAGAAAUGGCAAGAUGCAGAGAGAAUUGCACUUGACUGGAACCAAAUAAGUGACCUUCCAGAAGCACCUCAAUGUCCUAACUUGAUUUUUCUGAAUCUUCACGUUAACAAAUUUCUCAGGAAGAUUCCAAAUGGCUUCUUCUUGCACAUGCCUCACCUCAAAAUCCUUGAUUUGCAAAAUACUUCUAUAAGGGAGCUCCCGGUAAGCAUUGGUAAUCUGGUGCAACUACACUUUCUCGAUCUAUCCGAAACUAGGAUUACUUCUCUGCCAAAGGAGAUGGCAGCAUUAGUAAAUCUCAAAUAUUUGUCAUUGGAAUCCAUGAAAUAUUUGAGAACUAUUCCUGACCGACUAAUCUCCGGUCUUCGAGAAUUGCAGUGGCUUGACAUGGCGGACAGCUACAGUGGGUGGAGGGAAGGACAGACUUGGGAAGGAGGUGUUAGUUUCGAAGAGCUGGAAAGCUUGAAGAGAUUAAAAGUCAUUGGGAUCACAGUCAGCACGCUUGCUGCUCUUCAAAACCUCUGUGACUCUCUAAGACUGGCAGCAUUCACACAUUGGCUCCAUAUAGAAGGGUGUCAAGAUUUGACGAUGUUCAACAUCCCAUCCACCGAUUUUCAUGCGGAAACUAUGCUCAGACUAAUUCGUAUCCAGCUUCACGCAAUGAGUGAGCUAGAAGAGGUAGUAAUUGGCAAUCGUCAGCCUAUUCUUCUACCUCUACAUGAGCUUCGACUUUCGAGUCUCCCAAAAGCAAAGCUCGUUUGGAGGCCUACGUUCCCUAAUACUCUUCGUCAACUAAAAAUUGAGGGUUGCGGUGCAAUAGAUAGAUUGAUCAAAUUGGAGGGAGAGGCAAAUGGUAGUGGGGAGACAGUUAUAACAAUCUUUCCUGAUCUCCACACAAUGGUGCUACGGCGGCUUCCAGAAUUGAAGAGUUUGAGUGAUGGGGAACGAAUAUUAAAUUUCCCAUCGUUGAAGACUAUCAAGGUGGAAGAUUGCCCCAAACUGACGAAGCUGAUGUUGGUUGCUGAUGGGCUGAAAGAGAUCGAGUGUGAGAGAUCAUGGUGGGAGCAGCUCAAUUGGGGCGACGAACGAACCAAGUCCUUCCAACACCUCUACAAACCCAUGUAUAUAGAUUGA
Zingiber officinale is the source of this 2229-nucleotide messenger RNA. Its product is annotated as disease resistance protein RPS2-like. Gene Ontology annotation, molecular function: ADP binding; protein binding. Lineage: Eukaryota; Viridiplantae; Streptophyta; Magnoliopsida; Zingiberales; Zingiberaceae. The record is from RefSeq and is a predicted model, not a curated record. Bases 1 to 2229 code for a protein of 742 amino acids. The transcript is spliced from 2 exons.